Molecule: messenger RNA, 1086 nt
Organism: Nerophis ophidion (straightnose pipefish)
Lineage: Eukaryota; Metazoa; Chordata; Actinopteri; Syngnathiformes; Syngnathidae
Product: phosphoglycerate mutase 1
Exons: 4
Coding region: 101-865 (254 amino acids)
Biological process (GO): glycolytic process
Molecular function (GO): intramolecular phosphotransferase activity
Source: RefSeq, a predicted model, not a curated record
AAAGCACUCCCCGCCGGUUCCAGCAGACCGGACAGGUUUCGCUUGACGACACCGACACUUUUUACUCCCAUCCGCCGAUUUAUCUUCGCGAUCGUCAAGUAUGGCCGCGUACAAGCUGGUGCUUAUUCGCCACGGAGAAAGCAACUGGAACCAAGAGAAUCGCUUCUGUGGAUGGUUCGAUGCUGAUUUGAGCGUGACGGGGGAGAAGGAGGCGAGGCGGGGUGGACAGGCCUUGAAAGACGCCAACUAUGAGUUUGACAUAUGCUACACCUCGGUGCUGAAGAGAGCCAUCAGGACCCUGUGGCUGGUCCUGGAUGGCAUCGACCAAAUGUGGGUGCCCGUGCACCGCACCUGGCGUCUCAACGAGCGCCAUUACGGCGGCCUGACGGGCCUCAACAAGGCCGAGACGGCCGCCAAGCACGGGGAGGCCCAGGUGAAGAUCUGGCGACGCUCUUUCGACAUCCCGCCUCCCUCUAUGGGUCCUGAACACGACUACUACGCCGCCAUCAGCAAGGAUCGCCGCUAUGCCGACUUGACUGAGGACCAGCUUCCCUCCUGCGAGAGCCUCAAGGACACAAUCGCCCGAGCACUUCCCUUCUGGAAUGAAGAGAUCGCUCCUCAGAUCAAGCAGGGAAAGAGAGUGCUCAUUGCCGCUCAUGGAAACAGUCUGAGAGGCAUCGUGAAGCACCUGGAGGGGAUGUCCGAUGAAGCUAUCAUGGAGCUCAACCUUCCCACCGGCAUUCCCAUCCUGUACGAACUGGACAAAAAUCUGAAGCCCGUGAAGCCCAUGCAGUUCUUGGGAGACGAGGAGACCGUCCGCAAGGCAAUGGAGGCCGUAGCCGCUCAGGGCAAAGCUAAGAAGUAAACCGUGGUCGUGUUCCUAAUAACUGUGUGUUCCUUCGGGAUUCUGUACCUGCACCGUGCUAAGAAAAUAUACCCUGUCAGAGUUAUGCAGGUUGUAAAUAAGGGCCAAGAGUAUUACCAGCUUGAAUAAAGUAUUAUUAGACUAAUUUGCCCGUCAACAUAGUGUAUAAUAUGUGCACUUUAUUGUUCAAUAUGAUCAAUUAAAUAUACAUUUCAAGCAGA